GGACGAAAGCGGGAAGCAGGCUUCCAGCAGCGAAGGAACCGCUGAAGGACACGCGUCUUUCUCUGGACCCAGCUCCUCUGAUUCCUGCGGGGAUGAUGUGACUCCCAGAGAGGACCAGUCAGCUCCGUCCGGUCCCCCGCCAUGGACGCGCUUCCUGACGCGAGUGGGGCGUUUGCCGUGCGCCUGCUGAAGACGCUGUGCCGGGACAGGCCCGGGGACAACGUGUGCGUGUCCCCCGUGAGUGUGGCCGCCUCCCUGGCCAUGCUCCUGCUGGGGGCCGAGGGGAGCACCAAGGCCCAGAUGGCCAAGAUGCUGUCCGUCAGGGCGGAGCAGGACGUCCACCGGGGCUUCCAGUCGCUCCUGGCCAAAGUCAACAGGCCCGACAGCCGGUACUCGCUGAGGAUGGCCAACCGGCUCUUCGGAGAGAAAUCCUGUAACUUCCACGCGGCCUUCACGGAGGCCUGUCGCCGGCUCUACCAGGCCGACCUGGGGCAGUUGUCCUUCGCCAGUGCUCCCGAGCAGGCCACUGCCCACAUCAACAACUGGGUGUCCAAGAAGACGGAAGGCAAAAUCCAAGAGCUGCUGCCGAGAGACUCGGUGAGUGAGCAGACCAAGCUGGUUCUCGUCAACGCCGUCUACUUCAAAGGAAGGUGGGAAGAUCCGUUUGACAAGACGUACACGACGGAAAUGCCUUUCAAAGUGAAUCAGGAGGAGCAGAGGCCGGCCCAGAUGAUGUUUCAGGAAUCCACGUUCAAGCUCAACUACGUGGAGGAGAUCCAGACGCAGAUCCUGGAGCUGCCCUACGUGCAGAAGGAGCUGCGCAUGGUCAUUCUGCUUCCGGACGACGACGUGGACCUCGCCUGGGUGGAAGAGAAGCUCACGUUCGAGAACUUCCAGGCCUGGACCAGGCCGGGCCGCAUGCAGAGCACCGAGGUGGAAGUGCUGCUGCCCAGGUUCCGGCUGGCAGCCGACUACGGCCUGGAGGCCGUGCUGCCCCGCCUGGGCAUGGUGGACGCCUUCGAGGCCAGGCUGGCGGACUUCUCGGCCCUGGCGGAGCCCGGGAACCUGUGCCUGUCGGCGUUCGUGCACAAGACGUGGCUGGAGGUGACCGAGGAGGGCACCGAGGCCGCCGCCGCCUCGGGCGUGGACAUCGAGGAGGACUGUGGCGUGGAGAUGCCCCACUUCUGCGCCGACCACCCCUUCCUCUUCUUCAUCGUGCACCGGGACACCCACAGCAUUCUCUUCUGCGGCAGGUUUUGCUCCCCAUAGCGGUGCGGGCAGCCGUCCCCUCAUUUGCAAAACCUCGUCCCCGCAAGCUGGGGGGGGGGUAGCAGCAUCUCCCUCCCUCCGGCGUCACCGGCCAGAACCACCCCAGCUCCCCGCUACUGACCGUUCCUACGUGCUGUUGUUCCACUCAGGGGAGAAGGGUCCCAAGCACCGUGGGGCUGGCGGGCUGGCGGGAAGCUUCCCUACACGCCCGCUCUCUCGUCCUUCCCCGUGGCUCUCCUGCUGCCUGCACCCUGGGCUGCUUGGACCUCAGGUCCAGCUUGACCGCUUCAGUAACGACGGUUAGCGCUGACUCUCAAGCACUUCCCAGGUGCUGACGCUUUAGUCAAAGCCUGUCGGAACCUUUGACCAGUGCCCAGUCUCCUCCUGAGGGACUCCGUGGUCCUCCAGCCUGGGGGUGACGUGCGGGGAGUGUUGGAGGGAUAUUGCCUCCCCCCCGCCCCCACCUCCUGGGCCAGGAGCUCUGCGCCGGGAUCUUCAUCUUUAUCAGCUUUAGUUAUUGUGGGGUCAGAGCGAUAGUACAGUGGGGAGGGCGUUUGCCUUGCACACAGCUAACCCGGGUUCGAUUCCCAACAUUCACUAUGGUCCCCCGAGCACCAGGAGUAAUUCCUGAGUGCAGAGCCAGGAGUAACCCCUGAGCGCCGCUGGGUGUGACCCAAGAAGCCAGUAAAAUAAAAUAAUUAUUGCACAGCGCUGGAAAGACAGUGCAGCGGACAGGGCGUGUCCCUACAUGCUGUCCAUCUGGGCUCAGCCCCCAGGGUGCUGCCCAGAGUGAUCUCUGAGCCCAGAGCUAGGAGCAGGCCCUGGGCACAGCCAGAUGUGGCCCCAAACAGACAAAAAUUGCUUGGGUCGGAGAGACACUACCGCUGGAAGGCUCUUGCCUUGCAAAGGGCUGACCUGGGUUCGAGUCCAGGCACCACAUAAGGCUUCCUGAGCCAGGCCAGGAGUGAUCGCUCGGCUGAGCCAGGACUAAGCCCUGAGCACCACCAGGUGUGGCCAGGCUCCUCUCCACCUCCCGCCCCCGGCCCUCGGCCGAGCAUUCACGCGUCUGCAGCGGUGGGUGGCUCCCAGGGGGCUGGGACCCCAGUCCCCGAACUGCACCACGCCCCAUAAUUUACACAACUUGCAAACGAGGCCCCUGUUGGAAACUCGGGACUGAGUCUGAGUGCCAGCGUGGGUACGGGGGGAGUGCGGGUCUUUGGCGACUACACAGCGGUCAGCAUUUGGCCUUGCCCCGAGCGAGUGCAUAGCUCCAGGGAGCAGAGUGGCCAGUGGUCCUGACCCAUGACUAAACAAGGGCAGGACGAGAAGCCCUGCAUUCUUUCUGGGUGGCCGGGCAGGAUGUCAAGGAUGUGAAUCUCUCAGUUUCAGUUUCGGGACCGGUUGAAUAGUGAAGGGCGAAGCCAAGACCCACAGCCCUGAAAGCCGAUGAUGGAACGAGCCCAAGAAGCAGCAGUUAAGGGGCUGUCAGGAGUCCCAGAGUAGCUUGCUGAGAGGGAAAUUCCCAGCAGGGCCAUCCCAGGGUGCCGUGGGUGGGGCAUGUAGUGCUGGUGGAGGGCAUGCAGUGCCAGGAAUCAGAUCAGGGACCAACAUCCCCUUGAACUGUCACCCCAUCCGUGUCAGGAAAGGGGACUCAGAGGACAGUGCUCAGGAGGAGAGGAGGAUGCAGACAGGAAAGGGGACUCAGAGGCCAGUGCUCUGGAGGAGAGGAGAGUACAGACAGGAAAGGGGACUCAGAGGCCAGUGCUCUGGAGGAGAGUAGGCAGUAGGAGCAGUGAAGGUCAGUGGUGCCUUCCAUCGGGUCCUCCGUGACUGAGUCCCAAGGUCACUGGGGCUCAUGGCCCCUCCUCAGGCAUGUCUGUGGGACCUUGUGAGGGUCACGAUGUCCAAGAGGAAGCGCAAAGAUGCGGGGGCCGAGGGUGCGGUUCCUUUACUGGGUCCCUGGGUUGGGAUGAAAAGGAAAUCAGGCCGACCCCGGGCCCCUCCCAGAGAAGGGAGCCGCCUUAGAGAGUGUUGGCAAAGGAUCUUUAUCUAUUUAGUUUUUGAUUUUGUUUUGGGCUAUCCUGGGUGGUGCCCAGCGGCUGCUCGUGGUGCGGUGCUCAAGGGUUGAGCCUUGGGAGGCUCAGGAUAGAGCUGUGAUCACACCUGACUCUCGGUGCAGGGUGGGCACGCGGGAGAGAGGCGGAGAGGGCCUGUGAGCAGGAGGAAACGCACCCCUGCAGGGGUGAAGAGGCACGUUGGAGCCGCAAGGGCAGGGGCGCGAGAGGAAGAAGCUUCCAGGCUUCGCUCAGCAGCGUCUCGACCUCCUGGCCAACGGGACAUUCUCAGGAGGGAACACUGGACGGAAGAGAGAAAGGCCGAGCGUGGACUGGCCUGGGCCGACUCUGGCUGCGUUCUAGCCCCCCACCCCCUCACCCCACGAAGAGUCCGUGUGUCUGGACUUUGAACGGGGGGUGCAGCUGGGUGGUGAGGAGGAGAGGGUGCCGCUCUAGACACCUUCGUUGGAGGUGGGCUGGAGGCGGGGCCGGGGUGGGCAGGAGGGAACCGCAGGGACAUCAAUGGUGGG
This is a messenger RNA of Sorex araneus (European shrew), 3853 nucleotides long. Its product is annotated as serpin B9-like. Bases 142 to 1269 code for a protein of 375 amino acids. NCBI's taxonomy places the organism in Eukaryota, Metazoa, Chordata, Mammalia, Eulipotyphla, Soricidae. Gene Ontology annotation, biological process: negative regulation of endopeptidase activity. Gene Ontology annotation, cellular component: cytoplasm. The record is from RefSeq and is a predicted model, not a curated record. The transcript is spliced from 7 exons. Gene Ontology annotation, molecular function: serine-type endopeptidase inhibitor activity.